This is a messenger RNA of Dendrobium catenatum, 993 nucleotides long. RefSeq names its product nudC domain-containing protein 2. Lineage: Eukaryota; Viridiplantae; Streptophyta; Magnoliopsida; Asparagales; Orchidaceae. The transcript has 5 exons. The record is from RefSeq and is a predicted model, not a curated record. Gene Ontology annotation, biological process: protein folding. The coding region runs from base 197 to 673 and encodes 158 amino acids. Gene Ontology annotation, cellular component: cytoplasm.
GCAGCUCUGUAAUGGUAUCGGGACGAAUCCCGGACGACAUAGUUCGACUGCUCCUCCAUCGUGUCAGCUUCGCGGAGAAACUUCUGCAUCCGAAUUCGCCCAGCGACUUCGCCUACGAGCCACAAUCUUUGAGAGUUAAAAAUUUUCGCCAAGGGACUUCGCCUAACCCUAGCAAUCGAAACUUUUUCCCAGCGCGAUGGCGGAGAAGUUAGCGCCAGAAAAACGCCACAGCUUUUUCCAUGGAGGGAAGAAGGUUUUUGAAUGGGAUCAGAAUCUGGAUGAAGUGAACAUGUACAUUGAUCUCCCUCCUGAUGUUCCAAAGAAGCUCUUCUUUUGCAAGAUUGUUUCCCAGCACAUCGAAGUCGGCAUCCGCGGCAAUCCACCAUACCUGAAUCAUGAUCUUGCUGCACCAGUCAAGACUGAUUCUUCCUUUUGGACCUUAGAGGAUGGUACAAUGCAUGUCACACUAACCAAACGGGAAAAAGGACACACUUGGUCUUCUCCAAUUCUCGGACAGGGCACACUGGAUCCUUACUCUGCAGAUCUCGAACAGAAACGGCUUAUGUUGCAGAGGUUCCAAGAGGAGAACCCGGGGUUUGAUUUCUCUCAGGCCCAAUUUUCUGGGUCUUGUCCUGAUCCUAAGACUUUCAUGGGUGGUAUCCGCUUUGAUUGAUUUAAGCCUUGUUCAUGUGGAGCUGCUGACUUAUCUUUGGCUGUAAUCUUCUUCUGUUUAUUUUAUGGAAUAUAAGUGGCAGUAAGAAACUCUUUAUAUAUUUUUAGUCCCAAAUUUGAGUGUGCUUAGUUUGGGUGGCAUUUAACUCUUCUUGCUUCGGCGGCAACUCUUGCGGUUGAGGGUGUAAAUAAGUCGAGUUCUUGUUUAAUCGAGCGAAACUUAUUUAAUUUACACUUAGCUCAAGCUCAAGCUCAUUUGUUGAGUUCAAACUCAGCUCGAGUGAAUAAUGUGGAUCAAUCUCAAUAAGAAAGUUUAAGCUU